Messenger RNA from Juglans regia (Persian walnut), 865 nucleotides. RefSeq names its product 18.1 kDa class I heat shock protein-like. The record is from RefSeq and is a predicted model, not a curated record. The transcript has a single exon. The coding region runs from base 219 to 698 and encodes 159 amino acids. Lineage: Eukaryota; Viridiplantae; Streptophyta; Magnoliopsida; Fagales; Juglandaceae. Gene Ontology annotation, biological process: protein folding; response to heat; response to hydrogen peroxide.
UUGCCCAGAAGAUCCAACUAACACCUACCAGAAAGUAACAGAAUUCUCUUCUACUCCCCCUUCUAAAACUAUUUAUAAACUUUGCACUCCUGCAUAUUCAUCAUCAACGAGCAUUGUUCCAAGUUUGUCUUCUAAUUUCUACCAUACAUAAAGCCAUUAUCAAUAUCAACCAGCCAAUCUAUCUUCUUUCACUCCAAUCCAAGAAAGUUACUCCAAACAUGUCACUCACUUCGAGCCUUGUUGGCCAACGAACCAACAUCUUCGACCCCUUCUCCCUAGACAUCUGGGAUCCCUUCCACGGCUUCUUCCCUUUCGCCAGCACUAAAUCUAAUGUUCCCAGUUCGGCAAGUAAGACCUCUGCCUUUGUGAACACACGCAUUGACUGGAAGGAAACUCCGGAGGCUCACAUAUUCGAGGCUGAUCUUCCUGGGUUGAAGAAGGAUGAGGUGAAGGUCGAGGUCGAGGAAGGUAGAGUUCUGCAAAUCAGCGGGGAGAGGAGCAGAGAAGAAGAGGAGAAGAAUGACAAAUGGCACCGGAUUGAGAGGAGCAGUGGGAAGUUUCAGCGGCGGUUCAGGUUGCCAGAAAAUGCCAAGAUGGAUCAGGUGAAGGCUAGCAUGGAGAAUGGCGUGCUCACUGUCACUGUUCCAAAAGAGGAGGAGAAGAAGCCCGAGGUUAAGGCCAUUGAGAUCUCUGGCUAAUUCAGAAAUUUUUAUUUUAGAUGUGUGCGCGUGUGUAGUAAACUGGUUCUAAGAGUGUUCUGUCCUUGAAAUAAUCAGUGUUCUCUGUUUUGUUCGUCAAAGCCUGCAGUCUGCAUGAUUGUAAUGUUACUGGUAUGGUAGUGAAUGCAUGAGAAUUUGUCUCACUA